Eufriesea mexicana is the source of this 2643-nucleotide messenger RNA. RefSeq names its product chromosome transmission fidelity protein 18 homolog (gene cutlet). Lineage: Eukaryota; Metazoa; Arthropoda; Insecta; Hymenoptera; Apidae. The transcript has 11 exons. The record is from RefSeq and is a predicted model, not a curated record. Gene Ontology annotation, molecular function: ATP hydrolysis activity; ATP binding. The coding region runs from base 1 to 2643 and encodes 880 amino acids.
AUGGAUUCUGAAUUUCCUGAUCCUGAUGAAGAAUUUGAUUUAAUCCACGAAGAUGAAUAUGAAGUUCUAAGAGAAAUUGAAGAAUUGGAAAUUAAAAAAAGAUUAGAGUCUCAAAAAGUUGAAACUUCACAGAAAAAUCAAAAUGAAAAAGAUGAAUUAAAUAUUUUGAGACUUAAUAUAUAUAAAGAAUUAAAUACUCCUACACCUAGUAAACACAAUGAGUUAUCUAUUUCUAAUACAAGUACGGCAGUUCAAUGCGAUGACAAUUUUAAUACAGAUUACACAAAGAAAAGAAAUUAUAAUCAACUAUUUGGUGACAUUUCAGAUAUGUUAGAUAUAGAUGAUUUUGUUGAUAUUCAGGAACCAAGAGAAAAGAAACCACGAUGGGAUCAACCUCAAGAAGUUAUUAAAGCAGUAUUAGAUGCUAGAAAAAAGCUCAAUGAAUUUAAUAGAGGAGUUUCUGUUAACAAAAGAUAUGAUGAAAACAAGAAAGAGUCAAUAUCUUUACGCGUUCCUCGCUGGAAUUUUAUAGCUGUAACUAGGCCACAUGAUGCACAACGUAUAUAUAUAAGAGUAAAAAGUACUGAAGAAAGUAAAGUAAAAACAAAUACACAUUCAAUUUCUAAUUUAUUAUCUGUGCCAUAUAGCCAACUUAAAGCUGAAGCUGAAGAAAUUAUAGUUCAGAAUGUUAAACGUGCCAGUUGUGAAACAUCCUCCCUUUCUACUACAAAGAUUGCCAAAGAUGAUGAAUUAUGGGUUGAUAAAUAUAGGCCUAGAACAUAUAUAGAAUUACUUUCAGAUGAAGAUGUAAAUAGAUAUUUAUUACAUUGGAUAAGACUUUGGGAUAAAAUAGUAUUUAAUCGAAAUUAUGUUCAAAAUAAGAAAAAACAACUAAAUUUGAGGUUUCGAAAUAGGAAGUUUGUGAAUGAAAAAGCAUUUGAAGAAGUAGAUAACAAAGGUUUUCCAAUUCAGAGAAUUGUGCUACUUAGUGGACCUCCUGGCUUGGGAAAAACCACAUUAGCACAUUUAGCAGCUAAACAUGCUGGUUAUAAUAUAGUAGAAAUUAAUGCAAGUGAUGAAAGAAGUCCAGAUGCAUUUAGGCAAAUCCUUCUUGCAUCAACACAAAUGAAAGCAGUAAUGGGAAAUGAUCCACGACCAAAUUGUCUAGUUUUAGAUGAAAUUGAUGGGGCUCCUGCUGCAUCAAUUGAUCUUCUACUCAAAUUUGUGCAAGGUAAACUAAUUCCAAAAGGUAAAAAAGAUAAAAUAAAAAGUGAUAGGAAAUCAAAUGCUUGUCACCGUCCUGUAAUAUGCAUUUGUAAUGAACCAUAUGCUCCUUCAUUAAGAGCUCUUAGAGCUAUUGCUCUCAUUAUACCUGUACCAGAAGUCAGCCCUACAAGACUAGCAGAUAGAUUAAUGGAAAUAUCACAAAAAGAAAAUUUGAAGGUAAAUCCUGAUGCACUUUUGAGAUUAGUGGAAAUAUCUGGUUGUGAUAUAAGAUCUUGUUUGGGAGCACUACAAUAUAUGGGUGGCAUUAGUUUAGGAGACAAUUUAUCUUUUGCAUUAAAAGAUAGUAGAAAAGGACUAUUUGAUUCAUGGAAACAAAUAUUAACAAUACCCAUGAAUAAAAGUGGGAUACUUUCCAUUUCAGAGAGAGUUCGACUUGUAUUAAAAACUGUACAAAAUGGAGAAUCCGAAAAAUUAGCUCAAGGCAUAUUCCAUAAUUAUCCAGAAAUUUGUAGUGACAAAUUGAAUUAUGUAGCUCUAUGUUUACAAUGGUUUCAAUUUUUUGAUGAAAUUUUAUCUUUUGUUGCAACUCUUCAAGCUUGGUCUGUUAUGUCUUACUUAAAUUAUGCAUUUGUUACUUGGCACUUAUAUUUUGCUAAAGCAAGAUACGUUAAACUAUCUUAUCCUUCUAUUUCAUACGAAAUGAUUCAAAAACAUGCUAGAAACAUAGGAAUUUUAACAAGUAUUCAGCGAAACAGUGGUCGUAUUAUUAGCGUCUUAACAAUCGAUAUUAUUCCCUUUCUUCCGGAUUUAUUAUCUCCACGAUUGCGAACAAUCUCUGGUCAUUUACACUCAACUAAAGAAAAGGAUGAUAUUAACCGAUUAGUAAAUAUUCUAAUUGAUUUCGGUCUUACAUUCACCCAAGAGAAAAAUCUUGAUGGUAGUUAUGACUAUAAACUAGAUCCUAAUAUAUUUGAAAUAGGUGUUCUCCCGGAUUGUAAACCCCGUCGAGCACUCAUAUAUGCAGUGAAACAAAUAAUUGUCCAAGAAUUGGAAGCUGAACGAUUACGACGAGCUGCAAACAUAGUGAAAAGUGCAACAAAUGUUACUCAAAAUAAAAUUGGAAGCACUACAAAACAAAGUAUCGCAACAAAUUCAACAACAGCGGAGUCGAAUAAUAUAAUUAGCAAACCUAGUAUUAUAGAACAUUCUAAACAAAUUCAAACUGAAACAAAAGAAAUUAAGUAUAAGGAUUUUUUUGGCAGAAUUAUCACAGUCUCUCAAGAUAAACACAAAAAGACAGAUAAUGAAUCAAUUAAUUCACGAAAUUUUUUAACAAAAAAUGGAGUAUGGUAUAAAUAUAAAGAAGGUUUUAAUAAUGCUGUUCGUAGAAAUGUUUUGAUGGAAACACUUCUUUAA